Messenger RNA from Asterias rubens (European starfish), 6970 nucleotides. Its product is annotated as sodium channel protein 1 brain-like. Gene Ontology annotation, molecular function: voltage-gated sodium channel activity. Gene Ontology annotation, cellular component: voltage-gated sodium channel complex; plasma membrane. Gene Ontology annotation, biological process: sodium ion transmembrane transport; membrane depolarization during action potential; neuronal action potential. NCBI's taxonomy places the organism in Eukaryota, Metazoa, Echinodermata, Asteroidea, Forcipulatida, Asteriidae. Bases 640 to 6510 code for a protein of 1956 amino acids. The transcript has 26 exons. The record is from RefSeq and is a predicted model, not a curated record.
UCAACUUAGAUCACAAGGACCAUAACGUCUACCUAUUAGCAAAUUGAUAUUGUGUUGUGGUUGUUGGUGGGACUCUCGUUUGGAAUAUAACUGUCACAGCCAUUACGACCAUUAACGAGUUGAUGAAAUUGCUCCAAAGUUCUUGUAAAGUGAAAGAAGUACAGUUUAUGAGAGAUUACAAUCGUACCUGUAAGAAAGAGUGGCCGGUUAUCGUCGAACCUGUAAACUAGAGUGGCCAUGGUGGUGGUGUUUUGGACAUAACAUCGGGUUGCAACGACGAUCGAUAUUCGGUGAGUGGUGGUGCUUGGACGGGGGACACAAACUACAACCGGACUCCAUUUUGGACUAAUAAGUUCUGCUUUCACGGUAAAACUCUAAGAAACCAAGAUGCUACACGUCUAGAUAAGAGUCCAGCAAGGCACAUUAGUGGUAGUAACAACUUCAAUUCAGCUGUUGGUUGCAAUUGUUUUAGACUGAGAUGAAACAGACCAAUGGGAGCGGGCUGGAGUUAACCCUCUUAAAAUGGCGGCGCUAAGACUCAAGACAUCGGCGUUGAAUGAUAAACUGAUUCCUAUCGUGAAGAGGUGAUAGGUUAAAAUCCCUUCGUCUUGGGAACAACUUGCAGUUCCAUCUGAAGGGAUGAUACAUACCAAAAACAGCAAAAUGACCGACAAAAGUCCGAAUCCGAACUUUAAAGCGCUCACAAAAGAAGCGCUGGUGAACCUGAAGUUGAAGGGCAGUGCGAAUAAUGCACAGCCCACGGCAGAGCGGGCUUUUAGCCGGCUCAGCCUGAUGUCGGAAAUGGAAGAGGAAGAGGUUGAGACCGGGAAAGUUUAUGAUACGGAUCUGGCGGAUGGUAAAGAUUUACCGGAGUCGCUCGGAACAUUCCCAAAGUCUCUUUAUGGGAAGCCGAUUGAGGAGCUGGAUGCAGUGCGACAUGAUGAACAGACAUUCUGUGUGGUUGGCAAGCGAUUCGGCAAGAGUAGCCUGUUCCGACUUAGCAGUACCGAGUCAUGUUUCCUCCUCUCUCCUCUAAACCCCAUCAGGAAGUUCAUGCUCUACGUCCUCACCAACCAAUUUUUUGAUGUCUUCGUGAUCCUGACUAUAUUAGUCAACUGCGUCUUCCUGGCAUUAGAUGCACCCAAGUUUGAUCCAAACGCAGAAGAUUCGGUGCUGUUAGCAGUAGCAGAAUAUGUCUUUACUGGAAUAUACACAGUAGAAAUGGUUGUUAAGAUAAUCGCCAGAGGUUUUAUUUUACAAAAGAAAACCUACCUACGAGAUCCAUGGAACUGGCUGGACUUCUCAGUUAUCGUUUUAGCAUAUGUCACAUUCAUUUUAGAGUUUGGAGGAGUACCAGUCGGAAAUCUCUCUGGUAUUCGGACAUUCAGGGUUCUGAGAGCUUUUAAAACAAUAUCGGUCAUACCAGGUUUGAAAAGUAUAAUCAACGCUCUACUUCGAUCAGCCAAGAUGUUGGGUGAAGUCUUCUUACUGACUGUUUUCGUUCUAGCCAUCUUCGCCCUGGUCUCCUUGCAAUUGUACAUGGGCGUCUUGAGACAGAAGUGUGUCCUGAAUAUCAAUAUAACUGCAAUUAAUGAAACGGAGGAGUUUUAUUAUAACUUCAUCCAGAAUGAAACCCAUUGGAAAUAUUGGAAUGACGAGCCCCUUGUUUGCAAUAAUAUCACCGGUGUGAGUACAUGCAUGGGUGACACGAACUACACGUGUCUUCCAGACAUCGGAAAAAACCCGAAUGGUCAAUAUGGCUACACUAGUUUUGAUAACAUCGGCUGGGCAAUGUUGACUUGUUUCCAAAUAUUCACUCUCGACUUCUGGGAAAACACUUAUAACUUGGUUAUCGCAGCUAUGGGUGGUUGGAGUGUUGUCUUCUUCUUCCUAGCCGUGAUGUUGGGAUCCUUCUAUUUGAUCAAUCUUAUGCUCGCUGUUGUCUUCCUUGCAUACACAGAGGAGAUGGAGAACCAGGGCAAGGAAAAGGAGAAGAAGGCCCAGCAAAUCCGAGAAAACAUCUUUAACAUGGAUGCGGAAAAACUGAAGAGGUUGGCCGAGAAGAAACGGAGGAGGAAAGAGAGGCGAGAUCAGAUGAGAAAGCUUCAGCUUCAGAAUCUUGAGAAAAUCGAAGGAGGAGGGGGCGGGGCGGAGGCAAAUGAUAACGAGGGAUUCAAUGCAAAUGAGAAGAUGGAUAAUGACAGUGAUAACACCUCCAAAAUGUCACAGGAUGAAAUUAAAGCUGACACUAUUGAUGAUGAUAAGAAUGAUGACGACAAAUCUGCUGAUGUGAGCAAAGACGAUUCUAAGAGUCAGAAUGGUAGCGAAGAUGGAAGCAAUGUCAUCAUGAAUAACCCUGAUGACACCGACGAUGGUAGUGACCUGCCAGUGCCAUGUUGUCCAUACAAAAGCUGUUGUGUCUGCUGCUUAACAUGCUGUGUAUGUCCACGUGGUAUUUACCGCAACCUCAGGAAAGGGCAAUAUUACUGCGCCUUGUUCGUCUUAGAUCCACUGAUGGACUUAUUCAUUACGCUCUGUAUCCUUCUAAAUACAGUCUUCCUUAUGUUGGAUCACCACAACAUUAAUGCUGAAAUGGACAAUGUGUUGGACAUUGGCAACAAGGUUUUCACGGUGAUAUUCACCAUCGAGUGUGGCCUCAAGCUGAUUGCUCUAGAAGUGAAGUUCUUCAAGGGAGGAUGGAACGUCUUCGAUCUCGUCAUUGUCAUAUUCAGCUUGAUGGAUUUGUUUCUCUCCAGUAUUCCGGGUUUAUCAGUGUUGAGAACUUUUAGACUGUUGCGAAUCUUGAAACUUGCUCAAUCCUGGACCACGAUGCGUAUGCUGAUCAUGAUCAUCGGUAAUACCAUCGGUGCCCUUGGUAAUGUCAGCUUAGUCCUGCUUAUUAUCAUCUACGUCUUUGCCGUCAUGGGGAUGCAGUUAUUCGGUGCAAACUACACAGAGGCGAACUUCAACGGGGAGAUACCAAGGUGGCAUUUUCGGGAUAUCUAUCACUCGCUGUUGCUGAUAUUUCGUAUCCUGUGUGGGGAAUGGAUCGAGCCGAUGUACGAGUGCAUGGAUUGUUCUGAUGCUGCGGUGUGCAUUAUUAUCUUCAUCUCGUCCUUCAUUGUGGGAAACAUCAUGAUUCUGAAUCUCUUCUUGGCGUUAUUGAUCAACGCAUUCGCUUCGGAUUCACUGAAGAAGAAAGAUGAAGAGGAAAACCGCAUUGGUUUGGCCAUCGCCAAGCUCAAACGCUUUGCAAUAUUUAUAUUCUGUUGUUGUUGCAAGGAAUUCCGCAGACCAAGCAAAAUUGGAGUCGAGGGGUCGAAAGAUGAUGCUAUGAUCGAGGCAAAGGGCGAGAACGGUACAGACAAUACAAGGAAAGCUAGUGUCACCAAAUUCAUGGUUGUUGAUGAAGAUGACAGGAUCUCACAGAUCAGUUUGGAUAAUGGAGGGCAACAUUACAAAAGUAACGGUUUGGAACUGACGCCCGUCCGUCACAGGAACUCGUUGGUAUCCAUUAUCCAUCAGCCAAACGGUUCCUUACAUGAUGGAUCUAUAUACAAUGGUUCGAUACAUAGAGUAUCCGUGGGUAAUGGAGGCAUGUUGAAUGGACUGAUGCAACCAUCUUCACGUGCUCAUUCUCCAGUCCCUAUUGGUAAUGCCCUGAUGCCGAAUGGAUUGUACAGUAACGGACCGAGCAGGAAUGGUAGCGCCAGAAGCAUUAAGCGGCCCAUGUCCCACACAAUCUACUCUUCGAUCGCCAACCUUCAAGUGGACAACAUGCGAGACAACCCCAGCAUGCCAGCCGUCCGGAACACCGACUCCGAAACAGGCGAGCAGGAGUCAAGUAAGAUAGUUCCGGACCAAGCAGUGGAAGUCCGGAUCAAGAGCGCCGCAACCCAGCGUGGAGAUGAAGCACUGGUCGAAGCCGGUAUCAUUGAAGAUCCGGUUCACGAUUGCUUCCCUAAGAAGUGUGACUUAUGGUGCAUUCGUAAGUGCACCUGUACUUUCUGUACGGAUCCGGAUAAUUCCAGAGCAUUCUUCUGUUGGAGGAAGUUCCGAGAGACAAUGUGUACGAUCAUCGAGAACCGGGUCUUCGAGGGAUUUAUUCUGUUAGCUAUUUGUGCAAGUAGCAUCACACUGACAUUUGAAGACAUCAAUCUGCCAGGCAAUUUAGUGCUGCAAGAAAUCUUGGCAAUUAGCAACAUCGUUUUUUGUGUAAUCUUUGUGUUCGAAAUGCUGAUGAAAUGGAUAGGAAUGGGGUUCGUCAAGUAUUUCACCAGCUUCUGGUGUUGGUUGGAUUUCAUUGUUGUGAUUGUUGCUGUGGUGAGUCUAAUUGGGGAUUCCUUAGGUCUCUCUGGUGUUUCUGCAUUCAAGGUCCUCCGUACACUUCGAGCACUGCGCCCUCUACGAGCUAUCUCCCGCUGGCAGGGCAUGAAGAUUGUGGUGAAUGCUGUCGCUCACGCCAUUCCAGCUAUCUUCAACGUGGUAGUGGUGUGUGUAGUCUUCUGGCUUAUCUUUAGUAUCAUGGGCGUGCAAUUCUUCAAAGGCUCUUUCUCUAAAUGCGUUGACGAGAAUGACGAGUUGCUGCCCAUUACGAUCGUCAACAACUUCACAGAUUGUAUCAAUCUUAACUACACGUGGAAGGUAGCAAAGGUCAACUUUGACAACAUCUUUAGCGGUUACCUCGCCCUCUUUCAAGUGGCAACAUUUGAAGGCUGGUUGGAGGUGAUCCAAGCCAGUGUAGAUAGCAGAGGGCCAGAUAUGCAACCUUCCUACGAAGCAUCACCAAUUGCUUAUAUCUUCUUCGUUGUUUUCAUCAUAUUCGGUGCUUUCUUCACACUUAACCUCUUCAUCGGUGUCAUCAUUGAUAACUUCAACGAGCUAAAACGAAAGUAUGAAGGUGACAGUUCCUUCGGAAUGUUUCUUACUAGCAAUCAGAAGAAUUACUAUCAGACUAUGAGGCGUCUUGGUGUCCAGAAGCCUACAAAGCAGAUCAAACAGCCAACGAACAAAAUCCAAGAGUUUUUCUUCAAACUGACCAGCAGCACCAAGUUUGAGAUAGUUAUUGUCUCGAUCAUCUUUGCUAACAUGAUCGCCAUGACGGUGGAGCACUACAAACAGUCGCAAGAGUUUACUAAUGUGCUGAAGGUUUUCAACAUUGUCUUCACUGUAAUCUUCACAUUCGAGAUGAUACUGAAGUGGAUUGGAUAUCGUCUUCAUUACUUCAGGAUACCUUGGAAUGUCUUUGACUUCAUUGUGGUCACCUUUUCAUUACUUGGAAUUCUACUCGAUGAUGUGUUGUCAUCAUCAUUCAUCAAUCCUACAAUCCUCCGAGUCUUCCGGCUCAUCCGGAUCGGUCGGAUUCUUCGUCUCAUCAAGUCUGCCAAGGGGAUCCGGAAACUUCUGUUUGCCCUCGCCGUCUCGAUGCCCGCUCUAGUCAACAUCGGAGCCCUACUCUUCAUGAUCAUCUUUAUCUUCUCCAUCAUCGGAAUGGCGCAGUUUGCCUACGUGAAAAAACAAGGCGCCAUAGAUGAUACCGUUAAUUUUGAAACCUGGCUGAACAGCAUGAUGUUGCUGUUCCGGUUUGCGACUUCAGCCGGAUGGAACGACGUCCUGGAUCCGUUGAUGACAGCCCCCCCGGAAUGUGAUCCAACUUACAUGGAUCUCCCCAAUGGCAACUGUGGUAACUACAUAUUUGCCGCCUUGUUUUGUUUCUUAUUUCUGGUCAUGACUUUCUUGGUGAUAGUCAACGUGUACGUGGCUGUGAUUCUGGAGAAUUUCAGUCAGGCCCACGCUCAGGAAGAAGUGGGAAUUACCGAAGAUGACUUUGGGAUGUUUUAUCAAGUGUGGCAGAAAUUUGACCCGAAUGCUACACAGUUCAUAAUGUAUGAGCAGCUUUCCACAUUCUGUGAUACAUUGGAACACCCAUUGCGUCUAGAGAAGCCUAACAAUAUCAAAAUAGCCGGGCUAGAAUUGCCAAUCUAUGAUGACAUAAAACUGCAUUGUCUGGACGUGCUCUUUGCCCUAACUAAAAGAGUUCUCGGCGAUGUCGAAGAAAGUGAGGAAUUUAAAGAGUUACAGGCACAAAUGUCCAUCAAAUUUAAGGAAUCAUUUCCUGAUAGGGGAGCAACUGAACCUACUACAACCACCCUUCAGAUUAAAAAGAGGGGCACGGCUGCCAAGAAGAUACAAAGAGCGUUUCGGAGAUACAGACUCAUGGUUGAGAUGCGCAAGGCAUCCACUGCCUACCGGAAUCAGCAGAGCCUUGAAGGCUCCAGGCGAAACUCUAUCAACCCGGACCUGGAUAGUAGCAUGACCAGCCAGACAUUUGGGCAAACCCUUACUAUACCCAGCGGAUAUGGCGUUGAUAGGAGUGCCACCCCUACGAUUCCAGAGCAGUCGUAUAAAUCAGACAAUGAGGCGUAUCGCGUUGAUAAUGAUGGUGAUGACGUACCAACAAUUGAUGCGUCAGAAGAGAUCAGAGGCAAUGACCGGGAUGUCAUGGUAUAGAACUGAGGGUUGCAUUUUCUGUAUAAAAGAGGUUGGCAAACGAGGGCAAUUUUUUUUAAGGGGGUGUACCACUUUAAUGUAUCGAGCUAUUCGGUUGUCAAUUUUAUUCGAUCGCAUAGCCAUUACUAGGGCCGAACUCGGCACGAGCCGUUGUUGUGACCACGGGUUUUUGCGAUGUUAAACAUUCCAGGGGGCACGGGGACAGUUAUCCUAACCUUAAACCAUGCAGUUCAAGUUUUGUAACAUUUAUUUUUAAUGGAAAACUUUAUGGAUGCAAUUUUAUAAACUAUUACCUGGACAAUCAUAAGGAUCUAUUAAUAUCUUCCCAAAAUUAAAAAUUGCCAAUUUUAAAUAACAACAACAAAUUUGCCGGUGCUCGAUCUUUACAUAGACUUUAAAGGAACACGUCGCCUUAGAUCGGUCGAGUUGGUCUUUGAAAAGCGUUUGUAACCAUUCCUUU